Cornus florida is the source of this 1478-nucleotide messenger RNA. Its product is annotated as GDP-mannose 4,6 dehydratase 1. The transcript has a single exon. The record is from RefSeq and is a predicted model, not a curated record. Bases 106 to 1236 code for a protein of 376 amino acids. Gene Ontology annotation, biological process: GDP-mannose metabolic process. Gene Ontology annotation, molecular function: GDP-mannose 4,6-dehydratase activity. Lineage: Eukaryota; Viridiplantae; Streptophyta; Magnoliopsida; Cornales; Cornaceae.
UUCAUUGACUACCAGAGAGGUCAGGAAAGCGCGUAUAAACUAACGGGGAACAGAGAAGCGCUCUCUCUCUACAUUUCCUCAGCCAACAAAGCAGAGUAAGAAACAAUGGCCUCUGAAAAUGACACUUCCAGAUCCGGAUCAGCCACCACAAUUGCCGCCACUAACGGCGGCGAAUCAACAGCACCACCAAAGCGCAAGACAGCUCUGAUCACAGGCAUCACCGGCCAGGACGGGUCAUACCUCACCGAAUUCCUCCUCAACAAGGGGUACGAAGUCCACGGUCUGAUCCGACGGUCCUCCAAUUUCAACACCCAGCGGAUCAACCAUAUCUAUAUCGACCCCCACAACGCCCACAAGGCCCUCAUGAAGCUCCACUACGCCGACCUCACCGAUGCCUCCUCCCUCCGCCGCUGGCUCGACACCAUUCUCCCCGACGAGGUCUACAAUCUCGCCGCCCAGUCCCACGUCGCUGUCUCCUUCGAAAUCCCCGAUUACACCGCCGACGUCGUCGCCACCGGCGCCCUCCGCCUCCUCGAGGCGGUGCGUUCCCACAUCGCCGCCACCGGCCGCUCCCACAUCCGCUAUUACCAGGCCGGAUCCUCCGAAAUGUUCGGAUCUACCCCGCCUCCCCAGUCCGAAUCGACCCCAUUCCACCCGAGAUCGCCGUACGCGGCGUCCAAAUGCGCCGCCCACUGGUACACCGUGAACUACCGCGAGGCCUACGGGAUCUACGCCUGCAACGGCAUUCUCUUCAACCACGAGUCGCCCCGGCGGGGCGAGAACUUCGUGACCCGGAAGAUAACGCGGGCCGUGGGUCGGAUCAAGAUCGGGCUCCAGAGCAAGCUGUUCUUGGGCAAUUUACAGGCGUCGAGGGACUGGGGUUUCGCCGGCGACUACGUGGAGGCGAUGUGGAUGAUGCUACAGCAGGAGAACCCCGACGACUACGUGGUGGCGACGGAGGAGUCGCACACGGUGGAGGAGUUCUUGGAGGUGGCGUUUGGAUACGUUGGGUUGAAUUGGAAGGAGCAUGUGGUGAUUGACAAGAGGUAUUUCAGGCCUGCGGAAGUGGAUAACCUGAAAGGCGAUUCGAGCAAGGCGAGGAAGGUACUUGGGUGGAAGCCCAAAGUAGGGUUUGAACAGUUGGUGAAGAUGAUGGUUGAUGAGGAUGUAGAAUUGGCCAAGAGAGAGAAAGUGCUUGUUGAUGCUGGGUUUAUGGAUGCUCAGCAACAACCUUGAUCAGCAAUGUUUGCAUUCAAUUGUAGCAUUUGAAGUUUAUCUGGUUCAACAAUGGUUCCUAUAGUUGAUAAUUUAGUACUAUCAUCUUAAAGGUGGGUGUUAUUGUUUUUGUUUUUUUUUUUUAUUAAUGUUUUUAUUCUUUUGGGCCUUAACAUAAGGGUUUUGAUGUUUGGGUUGUUUGAUUUUCUUCAUCCCCAGUUAUUCAGUAAAAUGAAAUUUAUAAAAAUUUUGAUGUUACUAUA